CUGAACAGCUUUGGGCCCACGGACCAUGAGAGGACCAGAGCCGGGUCCGGAACCUAGGAUGGAGGGGGACGUACUGGACACUCUGGAAGCGUUGGGGUAUAAGGGACCACUGUUAGAAGAGCAAGCCCUUACUAAGGCAGCAGAAGGUGGACUGUCUUCGCCAGAAUUUUCAGAACUCUGCGUGUGGUUAGGUUCUCAAAUAAAAUCGUUGUGCAACUUGGAAGAAAGUAUCACUUCAGCUGGGAAAGAUGAUCUGGAGAGCUUCCAACUUGAAAUAAGUGGUUUCUUAAAAGAAAUGGCAUGUCCAUAUUCUGUACUCAUAUCAGGAGAUAUUAAAGACCGUUUAAAAAAGAAGGAUGACUGUUUGAAACUUUUAUUAUUUUUAAGUACAGAGCUUCAAGCUUUACAGAUACUACAGAAUAAGAAAUGUAAUAAUUCUCAAUCAGAUAAAAAUAGUGAAAUUCAUCAGGAACUUCAAGCUAUCUGUGAAGCCCUGGCUAUACCCAAGUCUACAACUUCUGACAUUCCACUUACACUAAAUCAGGUGGAAACAAAGGUGAAGGAUAUUCUCUCAAAAGUGCAGAAAAGUCAUGUGGGGAAACCAUUGCUGAAAAUUGAUUUAAAUCUGGAACAGGCGAAACAACUGGGAAAAAUUAAUGAUGCCCUUUCCUGUGAAUAUGAAUGCCGCCGGCGGAUGUUGAUGAAACGAUUAGAUGUGACAGUGCAAUCUUUUGGCUGGUCUGAUAGAGCGAAGAUAAAAACAGACGACAUAGCAAGAAUUUACCAGCCUAAGCGUUAUGCUUUAUCACCCAAGACUACAGUUACUUUGGCCCAUUUACUUGCUGCUCGUGAGGAUCUAUCCAAGAUAAUUAGGACAAGUAGCGGCACCACCCGGGAGAAGACAGCGUGUGCCAUUAAUAAGGUGCUGAUGGGAAGGGUACCUGACAGGGGAGGACGCCCGAAUGAAAUCGAACCACCACCCCCUGAAAUGCCCCCUUGGCAAAAGAGACAAGAAGGCGGUGGAAGGGGUGGUUGGGGUGGAGGUGGUGGUAGAGGAGGUGGUGGGGGUGGAAGAGGUGGCUGGGGAGGAGGGGGAGGAGGAAGAGGGGGUGGGGGAGGAGGUUGGGGUGGAGGUGGGGGAGGUGGUAGAGGAGGUUUUCAAGGCAGGGGAGAUUAUGGUGGCAGGGGGGGCUAUGGUGGCAGAGGGGGCUAUGGUGGUAGAGGUUAUGGCGAUCCAUAUGGAGGAGGUGGUGGUGGCUAUAGAAGAUAUUAAAAACUACAAAAAUUAGAUAGCAGUGCUUACUUCUUGAGACUUUAGGCAUAGUGUUCUAAAUAAUAUACUUGAAUGCUACCUUUGAAGUAAACACCAUGUUAGAUUCUCGUUCUUGAAUUGGGUUGCUAUGUAAGAACAUUGUUUUAUACUACCAUUUGCUCUCUUUAGACAAAAUGAUUUUUUUCCAUAAUCUGUGUAUCCUUGAGCAUGUUGUCUUUUUAAAAAAAGUAAAAAUUAUUUUUAAAAUUGUAAAUAUUUAUUACCAUCAAACUUGGGAAAUGGAAAGUAUUUUAUUGUCACGCUGAAUUUAGAUUACUACCUGUGUUUUAUUCAGGGUUGAGACACAUAAAUUACCCCAUACGUAAUGAAAAGGAUGUAUGUAGACUGUUACUUCAUCCGUAUUCCUGUGAACUGUGAUACAUAUUAAUUUUGCUUUACAAAAUUGGGAAAGAGACUGGUAGUUAUGUUCAGUAAGUUGUUGUAAGGAUAUAGUUUUUCUUUUACAGGAGGCAAUCCUCUGGUUAGGUUUCUGGUAAAGUUCCUUUAAUGGAAGCCCAGUCUGUUUUUCUGUUAUGCAUAUUUGAUUAAUUUUCUACUUGGAUUUGAUUUUGAAUAACAAAGGAAAGUUAAAGAUAAGCUCAGAAUUAUUUUAAAGGGAAAAGGCUAAUUUUAUAUGAUGUGAAACAUAUUCAUAUAAGCUUCUCAUUUAUUUGUGCCAUAACUAGGGAUUUGUAUAUAAAAGGCAAACUGAAAAUGCCAUACAAAUAUAAAAAAGUAAAAAAGGCAGGUUGAACUGUAUUAAACAGCAUCAGAGAUGUAAUUUUCAGUUUCAGUAGGUCAGAGGGAGAGGUAGUCAUCCCUUGGUGGUUCUGAUUUGCAGGAACAGGAAGAAUCAGGAAACACGUUUAGGGAAUGUCUACAUGUGGUAUGGUUUGAUGGCUGGAGCAGUCAAAGGCUGGGGGAAAGGAAUUCUGAAUUGAAAUCAUGGCACUGACCCCAGGAUGCUAGAGGCUGAAAUGACCUUUGCUCUCAAGGACUGACUUGUCCUCAUCUGUUAAAUAAGGAAUGUGACACUUGUCCCCCCGUCUCUGGUGGUUAUCAUAAAGACAGAAAUACUAUUGUAGAUUAUUGAGAAUUUAGAGGGCUGUGUGAAUGCUUAUAGAGGGACGGUAAAUGCAUUUUUUUUUUCUUUUUUUUUUGCUUAGUAUAGAUGAUUAAGAAAAAUGCCUCAUGAUUUUUCAAUGCCACUGUAAAAUUUACUUCCCAGUGUAGGCUCCUGAUGGAUACCUGUGCAUAACCACUUUCUGUGAUCUGGUCAACUCAGCUGAAUAGAAAGCCAAGUGCCGGUAGACAAAUAGUAUUUGGCAUUUGGUAUUUGGCAGUUUUAUUUUAUAGUAAAAGGAGGUAAAAUCUAAAAUGUUCAAAUGUUCAAAGUAAACAUUUUGUGUACUGCAGUCUUGGCUAUGUAUUUUCCCAGGUAGCCCUUCAGAGGAAACUGUUUAAGAUAGAAAAAACAUGUUUUCAGUUAUUUGUAAACUUAGAUUUUUAAAAAUGUGCUUAUAUUUAAUGAAGAUACUUAAUUUCAUUUGUGAUACUUGAAGGAAAUAGUUUUCCAUUAUUAAGGAAACACUUUUGUGAGUAACUAUGGACUCUGAAAAAUAAAUACUUUUUAGAAAAUAUACAAGACCGCAGGUGUAAAAUAUUUCAAAAGAACUAAUAGUUAAAACAAUGUUCAUUUAAAACUUUGGCCUUUCUGCUGCUUCUUUUGGGAGGACUUCAGUUGCUUAUAUAAAAUUGAAGUUUACAACUAAUUUCAACCCUUAUCACUAAAGGUCUAAAGCAUUCAACAAGAGAAACAUUAAUUUGUGUAAGAUUUCUUUGUUCCUUCAUAAGGGUGCUGGUUAUUUGCUGCACUGGUUAUGUGCAAAGCUUAACCACAUAAUAGUGCUUGUUGGAAUCAUGUCGGCAUUGGAACCACUGCUAUCUAUACAUUUCUAUAAAUUGCACUUUAUUGGAAAGCUUAGUGUUCUAGAUAUUUUAGUCUUUUCUGUAUGGUAUGAUUAUUAUGAUAAUCUUCAUUCAGUAAUAUUUAUUUUGUGGAAGAGUGAGCUGAGCAGUGUCAAGCAGUAUCUCGAAUAGCAGUCAGGUAGUUUGGGACCUUCAUGCGAUGUCUUGUAAUUCGAAUGCAAUGUAAGUGUGGAGUAAGUGACUGGCAAAUGACUGAUUUCUAAAAUCUAACACCUUAUUUUUGG
Messenger RNA from Condylura cristata (star-nosed mole), 3525 nucleotides. It is a transcript of the gene TSLIG3B, whose product is annotated as family with sequence similarity 98, member B. Gene Ontology annotation, cellular component: tRNA-splicing ligase complex. Lineage: Eukaryota; Metazoa; Chordata; Mammalia; Eulipotyphla; Talpidae. The transcript has 8 exons. The record is from RefSeq and is a predicted model, not a curated record. Bases 26 to 1273 code for a protein of 415 amino acids.